AUGUUGCCCCCCAAGGUAUACACUUUCCUAUGCGGUUGCUUUGCCGCCAUGGGAGCAAUGCUCUACGGAUACGAUCUCGGAGUCAUAUCUUACGUCCUCGUCGCCCCAGACUUUCUUAAGACGAUUGACACCACGGACGAAAACUAUAUCGGCUUCAUCACCUCUUCGAUGCUGCUCGGUGCGUUUGUCGGCAGUAUCCCGGCAUCUUUGAUUGCGGACGCAUUCAGUAGACGGAUGGCUAUCACGGUGGCGGGCGUGGUAUUCAUCGUUGGGGGCGUUUUGCAGACGGCGGCGCAGAACAAGGAGACCAUGUUUGCCGGGCGAUUCUUUGCUGGUAUCGGUAUCGGUAUGCUGGGUCUUCUGGCACCUCUCUAUCAAUCCGAAAUCGCCCAUCCCUCGGCUCGAGGUAUGCUAACAGCAACGUUCCAAUUCUUCCUCGGCAUCGGCUCCUUCCUAGCCGGCUGGAUAGCCUACGGUGUAGCGCAGACACACCGGGAAGAGCCUAUGGCUUGGAGACUCCCACUCGGGUUCCAGAUGCUCCCUGCCGUACCUCUCAUCUUCUUGACUUUUCUCCUCCCCGAAUCUCCACGAUGGUUGAUCAUCAAAGGCCACGACUCGAAAGCCCUCCGCAGUCUCGCUCGUCUCCAUGCUCAAGGGGACGAAUCCGACGCCUUCGUUCUGGGAGAGUUCACGGCGAUCAAGGACAAGGUUGAGGCGGAGGCUGUCAUGCAGCAGUCCUGGAGACUUAUAUUCAACUUCCAAGAUCGGACAAACAUGAGAAAGGUUCUGUAUGGGAUCAUCCUACAAUUCUCUGUGCAAAUGACUGGUGUGUCGGCCAUCCAAUACUACGCCCCAUCGGUAUACGCCUCCGUCGGUUUCUCCACCCACACUUCCCUCCUCAUCAACUCGAUCAACUCUGUCAACGCGCUCAUCGCACAGUUCUGCUGUAUCCUCUUCGUCGACAAAGUGGGAAGGCGGCUCCCGUUGAUCUUUGGGAAUAUCUUGAGCGGGACUUGUUUUGCUGUUGCUACAGCGCUGGCAAAGCAGUUUUCAGAUGGGAAAGGAAGUCGAGGGCAAGGGAUUGGUUUCGUCAUCGUGAUCUACAUCUACAAUUUCUUCUUCUCCUCUUGUAUCGGGCCACUCUCUUGGAUUUACCCGGUGGAGAUCAUGAAUACUGCUAUCCGAGCCAAGGCGACGGCGAUGGUGAAUAUGGCAGCUUGGAUCUCGAACUUCAUGAUUGGACAGGUCUCGCCAAAGGCUUUCGCUGAUAUCGGAUGGAAAUACUACCUCGUCUUUUGCGUCUGUUCCUUCACCAACGCCAUCACAUUCUACCUUUUCUUCCCCGAAACCCGAGGGAGGACUUUGGAAGAGAUGGAUAUGUACUUUAGGGAGAUGAACUUGAUCGUGCCGUUGACGAAGGGAGUGGGGAGGAUUGAUGUGAAGGAGAGGGAGAGGGAGCUUGCGGAUCGCGGUAUCGAUCAACAGCAGGGUGAUGGGAAGGAUGAGAAGAAGGAAAUCGAGCAUCAUGAGUUGGCUUGA
Messenger RNA from Cryptococcus wingfieldii CBS 7118, 1539 nucleotides. RefSeq names its product glucose transporter. Gene Ontology annotation, cellular component: membrane. NCBI's taxonomy places the organism in Eukaryota, Fungi, Basidiomycota, Tremellomycetes, Tremellales, Cryptococcaceae. Gene Ontology annotation, molecular function: carbohydrate:proton symporter activity. The transcript has 13 exons. The coding region runs from base 1 to 1539 and encodes 512 amino acids. Gene Ontology annotation, biological process: carbohydrate transport; transmembrane transport. The record is from RefSeq and is a predicted model, not a curated record.